Molecule: messenger RNA, 1664 nt
Organism: Osmerus eperlanus (European smelt)
Lineage: Eukaryota; Metazoa; Chordata; Actinopteri; Osmeriformes; Osmeridae
Gene: foxg1a
Product: forkhead box G1a
Exons: 1
Coding region: 137-1360 (407 amino acids)
Biological process (GO): regulation of transcription by RNA polymerase II
Cellular component (GO): nucleus
Molecular function (GO): DNA-binding transcription factor activity; sequence-specific double-stranded DNA binding
Source: RefSeq, a predicted model, not a curated record
UUAAUUGUAGCUAUCUGUCUCCUAUCGAUGUGUUUUUUAAGACCAUGAAAUAGUUGUUUUUUAUUUGCAGAGUUGCCGGCGAUAGAGAUUGAGACCCAACUGUGCUGCUGGUUACUGCCAUUAUACCUUGCGUGUGAUGUUGGAUAUGGGAGAACGGAAAGAAGUGAAAAUGAUUCCUAAAUCGUCGUUCAGUAUAAACAGCCUGGUGCCUGAAGCCGUCCUAAAUGACAACCACCGACCAGUCCCCGAGGAAGAGGAGAAGAUGUCUCAGCCUGCACUACAGGACACUAAGUCGGAGAACACUUGCACUAAAAGUGACAACAAUUCCAACCAGGAAUCGACUUGCAACGACGAGAAGGAAAAAACGGAUGAGAAGAAGGAUUGCAAAGACGGGGAAAAUGGUAAAGACGGAGAAAAGAAAAACGGCAAGUAUGAGAAGCCGCCUUUUAGUUAUAACGCUCUUAUUAUGAUGGCAAUCCGACAGAGCCCGGAAAAACGACUAACGCUGAACGGUAUUUACGAGUUUAUCAUGAAAAACUUCCCCUACUACCGAGAGAACAAGCAAGGCUGGCAGAAUUCCAUCAGGCAUAACCUCAGUCUGAACAAAUGUUUCGUUAAAGUCCCGCGGCACUACGAUGACCCGGGCAAGGGGAACUACUGGAUGCUUGACCCCUCAAGUGAUGAUGUCUUCAUCGGUGGGACGACGGGCAAACUUCGCAGGAGAUCCACAACAUCUAGGGCCAAGCUGGCAUUUAAGCGGGGCGCUCGCCUAACCUCUGGCCUCACUUUUAUGGACCGGGCAGGGUCUUUAUACUGGCCUAUGUCCCCGUUUCUGUCUCUUCACCACCCCAGGGCCAGCAGUGCCCUGAGCUACAACGGCACAUCAUCAGCCUAUCCUAGUCACCCCAUGUCCUACAGUACAAUGUUGACUCAGAACAGUUUGGGGAACAACCAUUCUUUCCCUUCCUCCAACGGACUGAGUGUUGACAGACUGGUAAAUGGAGACAUCCCUUACGCCACUCAUCACCUCACAGCAGCGGCGCUGGCAGCCUCCGUGCCAUGUGGUCUAUCUGUGCCCUGCUCCGGGACAUACUCCCUAAACCCGUGUUCCGUUAACCUACUAGCUGGACAGACAAGUUACUUUUUCCCCCACGUCCCCCAUCCGUCCAUGACGUCUCAGAGUAGCACCACGAUGACUGCUCGGGCCACCUCCUCCUCCUCCCCGCAGGCUCCCUCGUCCCUGUCCUGCGAUUCCUUACGGCCUUCCCUUCCCAGCUUCUCUUCAGGACUGUCCGGAGGCCUGUCUGACUACUUUACACAUCAAAAUCAAGGUUCAUCUUCAAAUCCACUUAUACACUAACAAAACAUCCACAUGGAGCAGACUGUAAGUGAACAUUUUACACCCAUUUACCUUGUAAAAUAUCCUAUAAAAGAGAGACUUAAGAACAAAGAGAAAACAAAACGAAAGCAGCCCGAAGUCCAGGUAUUUUUUAUUGAUAUUCUGCAUUUAUUUCUGUGUAUAUAUAUGUCAAGUGUCGGGGAGGUGUUUAUGGUUCCACUGUCAGCAACGUGCAAUGUGAUGAAAAAAAAAGAGAAAAACGUAUAGGUUUUUGAAGAGGCAUUACCUUUAGAAUGUGUAUUUAAAUAGUGUCUGCAGAUUUGCC